Messenger RNA from Durio zibethinus, 1942 nucleotides. Its product is annotated as phosphatidylinositol:ceramide inositolphosphotransferase 1-like. Gene Ontology annotation, molecular function: inositol phosphoceramide synthase activity; ceramide cholinephosphotransferase activity; sphingomyelin synthase activity. Gene Ontology annotation, biological process: ceramide biosynthetic process. Gene Ontology annotation, cellular component: plasma membrane; trans-Golgi network; Golgi membrane. The record is from RefSeq and is a predicted model, not a curated record. Lineage: Eukaryota; Viridiplantae; Streptophyta; Magnoliopsida; Malvales; Malvaceae.
UUUAUCUAAUCAUCAUAGGAGCAAUAUACACAAAAAAGUGUAUUUUUUUUUUAAAUAAAGUGAAAAAGAAAACCCUCUUUAUAAUUUUGUUUUGGGGCUUACUGUCACAAUUCUCAACUGUCUCUCUCCGUGUUCAACUCGCGUUUUUAAGCAGAGAAAAUCAGAGAAUCGAAGCCGAAGAAGCCUUAAUUCAACCCUGUUUCUCGAUCUUGAUAGUUGGAUCGCGAGUGUUUGAUCGCUUCUAGAAUCGAUCAAGCGGCGGCCUUUUUCAGUUAUGGUGGAUUUGAAGUUGGUUAUUGAGCGGUUUUUAGUUUUAAUGAUGUUGGCGUUAACUGGUGGGUUUUGAAGUACUAUGGAACUGGUUCUUACACGACAACAAGAUGACGCUUUACAUUGGUCGGGAAGCUUCAAAGUUAUGGAAGAGAAUUUGUGUAGAGACAACUACAGAGAUCAACCUUCUUAUAGACAAUUGGAAAUACCUUCUUGCUGGUCUCAUUUUUCAGUACAUUCAUGGUCUAGCUGCCCGAGGAGUUCAUUAUCUACACAGGCCAGGGCCAAUACUUCAGGAUAUUGGGUUCUUUCUUCUUCCAGAGCUUGGGCAAGAUAAAGCCUACAUUAGUGAGACAGUGUUCACCUUUAUCUUUUUAUCAUUUGUCUUGUGGACUUUCCAUCCUUUCAUCUUCAAGAGCAAAAAGAUCUACACAGUUCUAGUUUGGUGCAGGGUGCUAGCAUUUUUAGUUGCAUCUCAGAUUCUCCGAAUCGUCACAUUCUAUUCUACUCAGCUUCCUGGCCCAAAUUAUCAUUGCCGAGAGGGUUCUAAGCUUGCCACGUUGCCAAAACCGGAUAGCAUGCUAGAAGUCCUCUUAAUUAAUUUUCCUCGAGGUGUAAUAUAUGGUUGUGGUGACUUGAUUUUUUCAUCUCACAUGAUCUUCACCUUGGUUUUUGUGCUUACCUAUCAGAAAUAUGGCACACGAAGGUGUAUAAAGCAGUUUGCUUGGCUGGUAGCCGUUAUUCAAAGUCUCUUGAUUGUAGCAUCCCGCAAACAUUACACGGUUGACAUAGUCGUUGCAUGGUAUACUGUUAAUUUAGUGGUAUUCUUCAUAGAUAAGAAACUGCCAGAAUUGCCUGACAGAACCAGUGGAAGCUCACCUCUGUUGCUACCAUUGAGCUCCAAAGACAAGGAUAGUAAGACCAAAGAAGAAAAUCACAAGCUCAUGAAUGGGAAUUCUGUAGACCCUGCAGAUUGGAGGCCGAGAACUCAAGUUAAUGGCAAGAUUCUGGAAGAUGCCAAUGGAAUCCAUGUUGAUACUGCAAUGACUGGUGUAUAGAUGAUGGAGGCUGCUGCUAUCACUGUAUUGGGGCUGCUUUAAUCCUUAAGAACUUGGAUUAAAGCUUAACUCCUUCCAAGACUGGUAAAUUUGAUUUGUAUUCUUAAGAAAACAGAACUUGAGUGGUGCACUUGCAUACUGUGCAGUUCUCCAGUGUCUUGGUCAAAACCAUUAGCUAUCAUCAGCGUCAUGUAUCAUGGAACUUUCUAGGUUCCUGUCGCUGCUGCAGCUGUUGGAAUACUGUUUUUUUUUUUUUCUGGUCAACAAUGUCGAAUGGUGAAAAUAUAAUUGUUAUCUCUCAAUGCCGAAGGCCAUUGAGACAAACUACUUUAAAGUUUCAAGUGACUAUUAAAUCUUUUUAUUUCAUUUCAAGACAGGAUUGCAGGUGGGGACUUGAAUCUUAAUAGAACUAAAAACCCUAGUAAAAUCUGAAAAACUAUGAAAAGUGUGAUGAAAGAUCAUAGAAUUUAGAGUAGGGGAACAGUUGCUCCUUAAUGUUCAUAUAGUUGCGGUAGCUAGGCUUUAAAAGCUAUGAUUCCUGACAGGAUGCAGCACAUGACAUUCCAUCUCUGCACUGCUGCAUGAGCUGGUGAUGUAAGCCAAUGCGUAUUGUC